AUGAUACUGCUCACCUUUGACGACGCCGUCAACGAUGUGAACUUUCCCCUGUACGAAGAGAUCUUUGAGGAGAUGAGCGCAAGCGGCCGGCGGCGCACUAAUCCCAAUGGCUGUCCCAUAAGGGCAGUCUUCUUUGUCUCACACGAGUGGACGGACUACGGCAAAGUGCAGACGCUCUACGCCCGAGGACACGAGGUGGCCUCGCACUCCAUCACGCAUCGAUUUGGGGAAAAGUUUUCCACUGAAGACUGGCGACGGGAGCAUGUUGGCCAGCGGGAAAUUCUGCACCGGUACGCGAAUAUACCUCGAGAGGACAUCAGGGGCACACGAGCCGCUUUUCUGCAGAUUGGCGGCGACAAGCAGUUUCAGAUGCUGAUGGACGGCAACUUUAGCUACGACAGCUCAGUGUCCAUCUUUGACAAUUCGCCGCCCUUCUGGCCGUACACGCUGGACUUUGCCUUUGACAUGCAGCACGACUGCAUGAUAUCGCCUUGUCCGACGAGAAGCUAUCCAGGUUUGUGGGAGAUUGGUCUGGUGAUGUGGCAAAAUCUGCCCGGCGGUGGCCGCUGUACAAUGGGCAACAGCUGCAACUCGCCGCCAGACGAGCAGGCCGUCUACGAGCUGAUUAUGAGCAACUUUAAGCGGCACUACGAGAGCAACCGAGCGCCAUUUCCAAUGGCCUACCACUCCGCCUGGUUCACCACGCCUCACCACAAGGCGGGCUUUUUGCGCUUCAUCGACGAGGUUCUCCAGCUAGGGGACGUCUACUUUGUAACCAACCAGCAGGCGCUGCAGUGGAUGCGCCAGCCGACAAAGCUGGCACACAUUGACCGCUUCGAGCCGUGGCAGUGUCCACAGUUGGUUUCAUCAGCACCGAAGAAGGUGCUUGAGUGCCUCAGGCCAAACAUUUGUCUAGUGAAGUUUCGCAAGAAAAACAACGUCGGCUCGAGGUACUUUAAAACGUGUCAGGUUUGCCCCACUGACUACCCUUGGAUCGAUACACCGGACUUACUGGAGAAUUAA
This is a messenger RNA of Rhagoletis zephyria (snowberry fruit fly), 1023 nucleotides long. NCBI's taxonomy places the organism in Eukaryota, Metazoa, Arthropoda, Insecta, Diptera, Tephritidae. The record is from RefSeq and is a predicted model, not a curated record.